AUCUAUUAACAUUCAUAGUAUAUAAGUUAUAUAACAAAAGUAUAUUAAAAAAAUAGAAAGUACACUCCUUUUAAUAGUUAAUAGUCGUUUUUUUUUUAAAAAGAUUUUUGGUCGUAUCCUUGUUGUGUACUAACCAUAUCUGACUAAGUUUACUAUUAAGUGUCCAACACUGUCACGGUACCAUCCGAGAAGUAUCCAUGCUUCCUUGUGUACGGAGGCUGAGUAUCAUGGUAUGACACAUUGUGAGAUGUUAUAGGUUCAUUCUUUGCUUCAUGAUAUGGGACUGGAUGUGUCUUUCCCUAUGAAGAUGUAUUGUGAGUCUGUGACAACCAAACAACUAUUUUCGUCGCAACUAAUCCCAUAUUUCAUGGGUGUACCAAACACAUUGAGGUGAAUUACUAUUUCAUUCGAGAUCUCUUGAUGCAAAAAGAGAUUAACACUCUAUAUAUCAAAGCUGGUGAUUAGUUGGGUGACAUUCUUAUCAAGUCAUUGACUUUGUUUGCUUUAAGUUGUUUAUGUUCCAAGUUGGAUAUUUUUUAACUGUAUACUUCUGGUUGAGGGGGAGUUAGAGUUCUUAUUAGACAUAAGUUAAUUAGUGUAGGACAAUAUUGUAAUUACUUAAAUAUUAUUCAGUUAUAAAUAAGAGUGUAGGGCAACCUAACCUAUACAACUGAUUAUGCUUUUCUUGUUUGCCUCUUCUAUGUCUCUCUUCCUCCUUCUUUUGAACCCAAAUAUUAUAUUUACUAUUUCAACUCUAAGAUUAUGGUCAAGGAUUGGGGGCCCUAAGGGUUUCAUUAUGGGUAUUGGCAAAGGCUACACAUCUCACCCCCAUGCCACUUUGCAGGUCAUGUAGCUGUAUUUUUAGACCAGAAUUCAAGUUUUCCGAAUUUAUCAGAUUUUUUGCACUCUAAUACCUCCCUGCACUGACUUGAUGGAGCGGAAAGGGUAUAUUGUACAUGAGUGGUUGGCUUAGUGAUGGCUAACCACAUGCUUUUUGGCCCUUUUCUUGUUCCUCCCUUUUGCUGGUUCAGUUUUUGCCUGUGCUUGGAUUAUUUACAUUUAAUGUUAUAUCCUUUUCUUCAAGUAACUAUAAAACAUCAUUAAUUGGAUCCUGUUUUAAUUUGGACAGUACUUUUGCUGACCAACAAUUAUAAAAAAUUCUUUUGUAGGGGAUGGUUGGGCUAUGCCUUUGCGUUAAUGCUCAUCUUCUUAGCAGUCUUUGUUGUUCUCACACGGUGUUUUAGCCAAGGCAGACCUGUUGAUGAACUCAAGGUAGCAGUACCUCCGGCAAUGAACACAAUGGAGCAGCUUUUGGCUGUACAGAAUGCCAUCUCUCAAGCUGAAGAGCUAAUCCAGGAUGGAAAUAUUGUUCUUCUCAAGCUGCGCGCCUUACUGUUGUCAAUUUUUCCACAGGCAAGUGAGAAAUUCGUAGGUUCUCUUUUUUUGUGGCAUUCAUUAUGGCCUUCUUGCCCAGUAAAUACCUAACCCUAUUGGUAUUUUUGGAGGCAUUUACAAAGUACUCACCUCUUAGAAGGGCAAGCACGGAAAGAUGGACAAGGAGAAUAAGAGAGUGGUGGUUCAGCAUUCCGGCAGCCCCUGUUGUUCUUGAAAGAGAUAAGGAGGACAAAAAGAAGAAGUGAUGUAAUUAUUUGUAAAUAUGCUCAAAGGUAUGUCUUGUGAUGUAACAAACCCCCCGACAUCUCUCGGAAUGUACAUAUUUGUGAUGAUGAAAAAAAAUGGAUUACGAAAACAUCAAUAAUUUGCAAUUGCCUCACUAUGGCAAUGCAACUUUUGAGUGCAAUUGUAUAUCAAGAUCCAAGGAAUAAGAUAUUCCUACAAAAUAUAAGGUAAAUGAACCACAGAAGCAGGAAAUUGAGGUUUUUCAUGUACUAUUGGUACAACAAUUUCUACUUUUAUUUCGCGUAAUGUCAACACUAACGCUUAGCUGAUGGAUGUGGAAAUUCUAUUCGAGUUGGAUAUUUUGUUUCUGUAUUACACAUUUUG
This is a messenger RNA of Ilex paraguariensis (yerba mate), 2004 nucleotides long. NCBI's taxonomy places the organism in Eukaryota, Viridiplantae, Streptophyta, Magnoliopsida, Aquifoliales, Aquifoliaceae. The record is from the annotation of a GenBank genome assembly.